AUGACAUAUGCACAAGUGUUGCCAUACCUCCUUGAUUUGAAUUUGGUCCAAUUGAGGACUUUGGCCACUCCUGCUAAGUUGCCUGCCGAUUGGGAUGCCAAUGAAAGAUGUGAAUUCCACUCUGGGCCACCUGGACAUAAUAUUGAAAAUUGUAAAGCAUUGAAGCAUAAAGUCCAGGAUCUUCUCGACUCUAAAGCCAUCGAGUUUACUCCUACUCAAGGGCCUAAUGUUGUUCAGAAUCCUAUGCCUCCCCAUGGAGCUCAUGCGGCAAAUGCCAUUGAAGUUGCUGAAGAUACCCGUUUGGUCAAUAGUGCGAUUGAAUUAGGCUCUCUCUUGCCAUUAUUGAAGAAGGAAUUAGUGAGAAUGCGUCUAUACUCUGGUUGUGGAGAAUUUUGUACUGAUUGCAUAGUCGGAUCCUCAGUUUGUGAUAAGGUGAAAAGCGGUAUUCAACAGUUGAUAGAUAGUGGGUAUCUACAGUUUGAGCAUGUGCGACGUCCUGAAAUGGUUGAAAACGAUGUUAAUGUGGCAUGCAUCCCGUAUACUCCUGCCAAGAUUCCAAUCCCUGCCAGAGCACCUCCUUUGGUUAUUACGCUUCCUGGUCCUGUCCCAUAUAACAGUGAAAAAGCAAUACCUUGGAACUAUGGGGGAAAGGUUUUCUACCAAGGGGCCAAAUAUGAGGUUAAAGCGCCGGUUGAGAAAGAAGACGUUGAUAACGUUGUGGGCAUUGGAAGAAUGACGAGAAGCGGUCGUAUUUUCAAUCCUCCCCAGAAUACUCGCGAUGUUAAUACAGAAGCCCUAGCCCAAGCAAAAGGGAAAAGAGUGGUAGAAGAUACAGUUGAUAAGGGACAAAGCUCUAAUCCUGAAGAUACUGUGGCUAAAGAGAUGGAAGAGUUCCUAAAGAUCAUCAAGAAAAGUGAGUAUAAAGUGGUUGACCAGUUGAGUCAAACUCAAUCAAAGAUCUCGAUCUUGCAGUUGAUCUUGUGUUCCAAAACACAUCGAAAUGCUUUGUUAAGGCUUUUAAGUACUGCUUUCGUUCCUCCAGAGAUCUCAGUGAAUCAACUUGAAGGGGUGGUGUCAAACAUCAAUGCUGGUAAUGGAUUGGGAUUCACUGAUGCAGACUUGCCCUCCGAAGGUAGAAACCACAAUAGAGCUUUGCAUAUAUCAGUGGAAUGUAAAGGGACUAUGUUAUCUCGUGUUCUCGUGGAUAAUGGAUCUUCUCUGAAUGUAUUACCGAAGUCGUCUUUGAUGAGGCUAGAUUAUUCUGGUGUCGAGAUAAGGCCGAGUGAAUUGACAGUGAAAGCCUUUGAUGGGUCAAAGAGAUCAGUAUUUGGGGAGGUUGACUUGCCGAUAAUGAUAGGACCUCAGCUCUUCACUAUUACCUUCUUUGUGAUGGAUAUCCACCCGUCUUACCGUUGUCUCCUGGGACGUCCAUGGAUCCAUGAUGCUGGGGACGUGACUUCCACAUUGCAUCAGAAACUCAAAUUCGCGACUCAAGGAAAGAUAGUCACAAUAUGUGGAGAGGAAGAACACGUGGUAAGCCAUCUUGCGUCCUUCAGGUAUAUUGAUGUGGAAGGAGAGGUCCACGAGACGCCUUGCCAAGCCUUUGAGGCUGUCCAGACUAUCAAGAUCCCUUAUGUUGACAAUAAGAAGUUGGAGGCUCCCAUGUCUUCACUAAAGGAAGCUAAAGCUGUGGUUGAAUCUGGUCAUCCUGAAGGAUGGGGCCGAGUCUUGGAUCUACCAAUCAAGCAGGAUAAAUGUGGGAUUGGAUAUCAGUUGGGUCAGAGUUCAUCUAAUGAGGCCUCCAAAAAGCCCGGAACCUUCGUUCCGAUCAAGUUCUCUAGUGCUGGCAUCGUCAAGGAUCAUAUUUGUGCUGCUGAUGAUGAUAUGGAUAGUGAUUACGACAUUGAAGAAUGGAUCAAGCCGUGUGUCCCAGGACAGAAGCUUCUCAACUGGUCGUCCGAGGACAUCAUCUCAAUUGCUUCUGAUCAAGAGUAA
This is a messenger RNA of Vicia villosa (hairy vetch), 1995 nucleotides long. RefSeq lists its product as uncharacterized. The coding region runs from base 1 to 1995 and encodes 664 amino acids. NCBI's taxonomy places the organism in Eukaryota, Viridiplantae, Streptophyta, Magnoliopsida, Fabales, Fabaceae. The record is from RefSeq and is a predicted model, not a curated record. The transcript has a single exon.